Messenger RNA from Rhopilema esculentum, 2529 nucleotides. The record is from RefSeq and is a predicted model, not a curated record. NCBI's taxonomy places the organism in Eukaryota, Metazoa, Cnidaria, Scyphozoa, Rhizostomeae, Rhizostomatidae.
AGAGGCUCUUUCUCUAUCAGACUCAAAUCGAGCCUCAAAUCUCAAACCUCUAUAACUUUUUGAAACGAGUAAUCUUUAAGCAAACGACACAACUUUCACUGGGCAUAUUUUGGCCGAUUUGUGACAUUUCGUAUAAUUAGAAAUAUGUCGUAGUUUUCAAUUCUGUCGUAGUAAACUGAAAUAUGUCAGGAAAAAACAAAUACACAAGUUUGACCAAACUAAAUCCAUACAGGUUGUCUUUUUCACGUAAGGUAAAGUUUAAAGUUUAAAACCAUUAUUUUCCUCUUGUUCAAUAUUAUGGUAUUGAUUGGGAUAUUUUCUUUUUACUCAAAACUAGACCUGGUGUCGCCCAGGCUUAACUUAACUAAAAAUCUCAAUUUUUAUAACGAUAAACAUUCUUCUAAGCACACGAGUUCUUCUCUUCUGCACGUGAAUGCUUCUGUUUAAGUCUGUCUAUCCAUUUAUAUGUUUUUUUUCUUGUAAACUUUUAAACACCCUACCCUUUCCCUGCUCCCAAACUAUUCUAUCUUGUGCUUAUAAAAUACAAAGGUCAAUAAACUUUGUAUUACCUCCCAGUCUUCCUAACUCCUCCCAGUCUUCCUAACUCCUCCCGUACUUUAACAUGAUCGCCAUAAAUAAUUUUUUUUUCAGUUAAUAAACAUACAUGAAUUUUUCUACCCAGCAAGCAUUUCUAAAUAUUCACUAAUAUUCUGUUUUAAUCUUUUGACAGGAAGUAUCUUUUGUCAGCAUUUGCAUCAUCACUAUCAGAUAAACAUACUCUUAAUGGAAAUCAUUUUUUGAAGAAAUUAUGGUUUUAACACAAGAUUAUUUUCUGAGUUAGAGUUAAAGAAAAGGAAAAGUUAUUAUCAUGGAAACAAAAAAACUUCUUGAGGCUGAAAGAGAUUCACAAGAAAGUGACAUAGAAGAGAAUGGUUACGAAGAAUCUGCAAAAGAAUACAAAGCUAGAUGGAGAUCAAUCCGUGUCGUUUACUUAGCUGUUUUACUCAGUGCAAUGGAGUUUUCAAUCACCCUGCCGUCAUUAUGGCCCUAUCUGCAGAAGAUUGAUCCUACGGUCACCCCCCAAUUUCUUGCUUGGACAAAUGGUGGUUUCAGCUUGUGCCAAGUAGCUGGUUCAUUUCUGUUUGGUGCCUGGUGCCAGUACCGACCAGCAAAAGAGCCACUGAUAGCAUGCGUCUUCAUUCGCAUUGUUGGAAACUUUCUUUAUGUGCUUCCUGAAAAAUAUCAUGGUUUUCAUGGGAAAAUGUUGAUUCUAUCAGCAAAGCUUAUAAUUGGCCUGUCCACAGGUGACAAAGCUGUCUGCCGUGCUAUCAUUCCUCAGUCAACAACAACAUCUGAAAGAAGAAAUGCUUUCACAGUCAUCACUUUCUUGAUGCUUAUUGGUUACGCAAUUGGUACAGCUUUGCAGUCUGUUGCAGUCCCUAUCAUCGGCGAAAAGGGUCAUUCUUCGUUAUUGAACAUCGACAUAUACAACGUAGCUGGCUGGAUUGGAAUUGUCUUCGAGAUCUUCAUUUUGCUUCUAUUUCUGCUUUUUCUGAAAGAAUACAACAUUGAAAUUAACAAGAGUUCCAAAGCAGGUCAACUUCCGAGACCAGAUAUGGGUGCUUUGAUUGUGACGGUUGCCGCGUGUUCCUUCCUCUUCUUUGCCUUUUCCCUCGUUGAAACGGUAGCAACACCACUGAUGCAAGCAGAGUUUGGCUGGAACAAAGCACAAGCGGUCUUUUACGCCGGGAUGGUUCUGUCCGGAUCUGGUAUUUUCGCCCUCAUUGCACUAUUGAUUGUUAGAUAUGCCAUGAGAAAAUUUCAAGAACGAUUGAUUCUUCUGCUCGGAUUGGUUUUAGUGAUGCUUUCAUUUAUUAUUACAUUGCCCUGGGGAAGUAAAAUUCCAAAGCUCCAAAGAGAAGAAGAUUUCCAAGUUGGAAAUGCAACAAAGACAGUCUUGUCUUCAGGCUGCUCAAUUCAAUACAGUUGGUGCAAAUCCACACCAAAGAUAUACCUUUCUCAAUAUCUGGUUGCAAAUUUGGUCUACAAUAUGGGCAUUAGCAUUGCAACUUUGGUCGCUGCAUCGCUGUACUCUAAAGUUAUUGGGCCAAGAAAGCAGGUCUGGCACCUUGUGCUUCUUCGCCGUUUUUUUGUUCUAGUUGUUGAGGGUUUGUUUAUGGCCAUUCUAUCGGCUUUUGGAUCGUUUGCAAGGUUUCUUGGACCAGUGGCAAUGGUACCAUUAUUUGCAAAUUAUGGCCCAAGAUGGCUUUUUGUCACCUUGACACUUAUCACUGCAUCUUUCGUCACAUUGAUCGCUGGUUUCUACAAAAGAUUGGUUCCAUUUUCAGAUUACAUUGGCCUAAAGAGAAGAGAUGAUGGGAAAGAGUGAAAUGACAAAUAGAUUAGUGUUAAUGAAACUGUUUUAGCAUCCUACUUUUCAUUACAAGCAAUUUCUAUCAAAAUUCAAAAUGACCUCUCUCAUUUAAACUUGUCUAAUUUUUGUAACUAUGUUGAUUUAAUUAAUAAUCU